This is a messenger RNA of Haliotis rufescens (red abalone), 1064 nucleotides long. Its product is annotated as extensin-2-like. Bases 167 to 877 code for a protein of 236 amino acids. The transcript has 2 exons. The record is from RefSeq and is a predicted model, not a curated record. NCBI's taxonomy places the organism in Eukaryota, Metazoa, Mollusca, Gastropoda, Lepetellida, Haliotidae.
UUUGUGCGUGUAAAUAAUAGCGACGGUUGAUUGAACAUGAACGAGAGCAGCUACUCGUUCUCUUGUUGUACCGGCCAGGUAGUCGUGCAAGCAGGGAGACACUCUGUACAGUUGAAGACGGUAUAACGACAGGGAAGGAGAUAAACAAGCAACAAGCAGAGUAAAGAUGAACUACCCGGAAUGGUCCAGCGCCACUCCAGAGGCGAGGUGGACCGCCAUCAGGGAGAUGAAGAAAGCUGGUCUGGCUGAGAAGAGACGCCUGGAGAGGGAGGGGCUCCUGCCCGAUUAUGACUACCCCGACCCAAAAGGAACGACGAGAUCGUCAGGACAGAAUAGGAGGCCAAUCACCGUCCUCAACGACAACCCCGGACCUUGUUACAACAUCUCUGCUUACAGAAGCGCUGGAUUCUCCAUCUGCGGUCGAGACACCAGCAACCGGAUGAUGUUAAUACACGGAGAUGACUUAAACAACAGCAACAAGGAUGAUGGUAGACAUGUAUCAUCGCUCCCCGUUGCAACAGUCGCCAGCUGGAAGGGGGAGAGACACGGGAAAGAAAGCAUCUACCAAAGCACACACAAUGCUCAAGCUCUAACGGACAAGAAAAUCAAACCAGAAUUUCGGGUUAAGUUUAAGACAAGGAGAGUUUUUCCAGAAAAUGAACACAAGAUUGACGGAACUGUUGACUCAACAACAGAACGCCUUUUGCCGUCUGUUACAUGUGCUUCAGAAAACCCUGGACCUGGUACAUAUUACCCCCCAAUCAGCACAGGCAAUGUUCCUCGUUCACCAGCGUUUUCAAUCAGCGGACGUCGUGAUCCGUACCUAAAGGAUGACAGGCUUCAGGUGUCUGAUGCCGGAAUUCUUGUGCAUCAGUAAUUAUUUGUCUAGGUCAGGCUUACAGUGUGUCUUUUAUCUGCAAUUGCUUUCUGGCGGUUUACGAAACAGUUCUAAGAGACUUCGUUGAUCCAACCAAGCAUCAUUUUAGACGAACAGGACUCACCCCACUGAAAGUCGUACAGCGAAAACAAACGCAUGUGCCAAGACGAACAUGUUCAAAAACAUA